Molecule: messenger RNA, 1632 nt
Organism: Diprion similis
Lineage: Eukaryota; Metazoa; Arthropoda; Insecta; Hymenoptera; Diprionidae
Exons: 7
Coding region: 509-1585 (358 amino acids)
Biological process (GO): G protein-coupled receptor signaling pathway
Cellular component (GO): membrane
Molecular function (GO): G protein-coupled receptor activity
Source: RefSeq, a predicted model, not a curated record
GAAAAAGUUGGACUUAUUUCAGCGCUCCAGAAUGUAUGGUUGAUAGUAUUGGCAAAGAAUGAUUGAUCGACGCGUUAACGAUAACUCAGCUAACGUCUUUGGAGCGAGAAUUAAUUGUAUCCUUCAACAGAAGUCCGACAUGUGCCUAUGUAACUAUUGACAGAUUUCCUGCUAGCCAUUUUCGGGGAGGUGGCAUAUGUAUAUCGUAUCGUAGCAUACUGCAGGCACUGUUUAGAUAAAAGUUUAUGACUGGUUGCUCGUAGUGGUAGCGCCGGUCUGUUAUAUGGGUGAUUUUGACCAAACCUUGCUCAAAGUAAACCGAGAUUAAAAGAGUUAAACAUUUGACUCUCUGUUCCCGCUUUUAUUGCACCAAAAACAAACAAAAAAGAAAAAAAAAUAGAAAGAAUAUUGUUUUUGUUCUCCCACGAAUGUACGUUGAUUAAGUAAAAGGCAACUUCAAGAGGAAUCGUUCGACUUGUUUCGUUCGAUAAAUGUCACGGAGGCUGAAAUGGAUAAGCUGAGCGAAACCAACGUCUGGGCCGAUGAGCCGACGACAUGGGGUAUCAUGAUGUACAGCAUCGUUGUUCCCGUUAUUUCCGUUCUCGGUGUUAUCGGAAAUACUCUCAUCUUGGCAGUUCUCAGCCGAAAGAGUCUGAAGGCUUCGAUGUACACGUAUCUAGCUGUGCUGGCGGGUGCUGAUCUUGUCACGUGCGCAUUGUUGGUAUUCUCGGGAUUAGCAAGAGGACUAUUCUGGGGACAAUCGGGAUGGACGGAGUUCGACGCCUUUGUCCACCUUCCCGUUGGCUCGGUGUCUUCGAACAUCGCAGUUUGGGCAGCAGUUUGCGUCACACUCGACAGAUUAAUCCUUAUAUCAGGGCCACCGAAGUGGAAGCCUCCAAAGUUUUGCAGUGAUGCCGUUGCUCGUAGGGUGAUGAUAUUCUCCGGAUUCUGUGCCAUUCUUUUCAACAUCCCUUACUGUUUUAUCUACACGUACAACGAAAAGGGUGAGCUGACUACAACGGAAUUCUUCAGUUCACGGUACUACAACAUUCAAAAUUGGUUCCAGCUGGUGGCAUUCGGUCUAGUUCCGGCAGUAUUCUUACUCGUAGGCAACGCAGCGAUGUGUUUUGCUGUUCGCAGAAUUAUGAAACAACGACAGAUGCUGCUUCAGCGAAAAUUCACUCGCGAAGGAAAUUGCCUGCAGGACCAAGCCAGGCUAACGAUUACCCUUGUCGGUAUAGUCUUCAUGUUUCUCGUCGGCGAGGUUCCCACACAUCUAGCGUCAAGACGGAGCGCAGUAUCCAUUUUAUAUGGUGGCGAUGCGACAAAAAUCGACGAAAAUUUUUUGGAACACUUCAGAAUAGUCGCCACGCUCUUGAACGCGAUAUCUAGUUCAGCAAAUUUUGUUCUCUACUGCCUCCUGAGUCCGCAAUUUCUAAUGAAUCUCAAGAUUUUGGUGAGAAAUCAAAAAACAUUGGAUCAGCGGGAGCAAAAAGUAAAAAUAGCUACCAUUGACUUGUAUGCCAACGAUAACAGGGAUCGCCCGAUGGACAAUUCGCCACGAUGCAGGAGCGCCAUGUUUUGACAAUUGCUCAUUAAUAUCAAAAUCACACGCACAAUAGCCGAACUACA